UUCUCAGUUGCUCACUUCAUAAGUCUGACUACGAAUACAAAUAAAUACAAAAUACCAUUCCAUAAGUAAAAUAUGGCUAAAAGGCAAUAUUUUGUAGCGCUUGUGACUAGGAAUCCUUAAUUUAUAAUGCAUUUAAAGGUACAAAAUUGAAUGGUGUAUAGUAUUUUAAUAGAAAUUGAUCUAAUUGGCGAGAAUACCAUUGUCUAAUCAAUAAUGAAUAAGUAGCGGAAUAAUAACAGUUUUUAAAGUGAAGAAGUGAGCACGCUCUUUAGAAAAUGAGUGCAAGAAAUAAAUCGGGAAAUAAACAGGAUGACCGCAGCGUUGAGACGUUGGCGGAGGUAUUUCGGUGUUUUAUUUGUAUGGAAAAGUUGAGGGACGCUCAUCUGUGUCCGCAUUGCUCAAAAUUAUGCUGUUACAUUUGUAUCAGACGAUGGUUAACGGAACAACGGUCGCAGUGCCCACACUGCAGGGCGUCAUUGCACUUGCACGAGCUGGUAAAUUGCAGAUGGGUUGAGGAAGUUACACAGCAGCUGGAUUCCUUGCAGGCUGUAAGUGGGACACGUUGUGAGGACAAUGAACGAGACAAGGCAAGGUGCUCGACUCAUAUGGAAAAAUUGUCUGUUUAUUGCUGGACUUGUCGAUGCUGCAUUUGCCAUCAAUGCGCCCUAUGGGGUGGAACGCACUCCGGGCAUACAUUUAAACCGUUAGAGGAAGUUUACGAGCAGCACGUCACCCAAAUUAAAGAUGAAGUGGCACAGUUAAGACGACGUCUAAUGGAACUUAUUAGUAUUGUACAGGAAGUGGAACGGAACGUCGAAUCGGUGCGAUCGGCUAAAGACGAUCGAGUUAGAGAAAUUCGUAAUGCCGUAGAACUGAUGAUUGCUCGACUGGACUCUCAGUUAAAAACAAAACUGCUCACUCUUAUGGGACAGAAAGAUUCCCUUACUCAGGAAACAGAGCAACUCGAACAUCUGCUACAUGAAAUAGAACAUCAACUAAACACAUGCACCCGCUCAGAGCUAAUUUCCAAAAGUGGCGAAUUGUCCCGAAUGAUUCAUGCGAUACGCAAAAAGCCUAUGACGAGCUUUGUAACUGCACCCGUACCUGCCGAUUUUCAUAGCGAGAUCGUACCUAAUUACGACAGCAGCACAUUCGUGAUGCACGGCUUUUCGCACAUUCAGCACAAAGCAGAUCCCGUGUACUCGACACCCUUGCACUGCAAUGGACUUUGUUGGCGUUUGAAAGUAUAUCCCGAUGGUAAUGGUGUUGUGCGAGGCAAUUAUCUAUCUGUAUUCUUAGAGUUGAGCGCCGGUUUUCCGGAAACAUCCAAAUACGAGUACCGGGUCGAAAUGAUCCAUCAGGCGAGUCGUGACGCGUCCAAAAAUAUUGUUAGGGAAUUUGCUUCCGAUUUUGAAGUGGGUGAAUGUUGGGGGUACAAUCGGUUUUUCAGGUUGGAUCUUCUAGUUAGCGAAGGUUACCUGAACAUCGCCCUGGACACGUUGAUAUUAAGAUUCCACGUGCGAGCGCCCACGUUUUACCAACGUUGCCGAGACCAGCAGUGGUAUAUUAAUCAACUUCAAACUGUUCAAAAUCAGUAUAUUUCGCAAAUAAAUGAAUCGAAAGAGAGGUUAGCGGCAGAAAUCUCUCGGAACGCGGUAGCAUCAUUUAGCACAGUCAGUGCUAACCAGGCAGCGGAACUAGGAGAGUCCAAGAAUUUAUUUACUGUGCCCGUAACGCCAGUAGCCAUACCAGUAUUAACCAGUUUAGAGGCAUCUCCGUCAGCUUCACGUUCACUUAAAGAAGUGCACCCAGUUACCUUGUGUGCAUUCACUAAGACUUUGUUGUCAAGCGCAAUCAAUCCACGUACUGCCAGAAGCAAUGCAGGCGGAGACGUCCCACAAAAUCCAUCAACUGCAAGUGUACCUGAAAUACCCACCAAUAACUUGUCUUCCACUUCAAUUCAAACUCAGGUUACUCAGAAGUCGCCGUCGAGUGAUAGUGCCUCUGUUAAUCAAAAUGACAGUAAUGGCGUAUCAGAUUUGCCACAUCAUUUAUUUGCGCUUAGCCUAUCGGUAAGCUCGCCCAGUUUAUUCAAUUCUCUCACAGUGAGCAGCGGAAGUAGCGAUACAGAGGAUAUGAGCGAACCAGAAGCGAUUUUUGAAGAAGACCAACGACCGAAUUUAAUUACGGUUGAUUCGAAUGACGAAAAUGACGUGGACGAUGAAACAAUGUCAGGUGAAAAUGAUGUUGAAUAUGCCGAGUUUUCUAUGGCGCAACGAAUGUUGGUUCGUGAACCAAGUCCUGCAGGCGCCGUUGGCGUCACGUCACCAACACGAACUGAUCGAUCUUUCGAAGAUAAGAUAGUGUUAUUCGAUUUAUUAGACAGGCACAGGCAAUCCGCGAGCAACACUAUCGAGUCUGAGGCACCGUGGAGUCACUCGGGCACAAGAGCAGGAAAUGACUACAACUUACCUUUGAUUGAUCUUACUCAAGCAGACAGUCCUGUAAAUAUUGGAAUGCUAAACAAAAAUUCCAAACCGAGAAAAAGUACAGAACAAAAUGGUGGGAAUAAUUCCGUUUCGAGAAGUUUUGAUAAUGCAACUUUCACUGAAAUUGUUUAUUUAGAUCAAUUGAAAAAUGAUAAAUAUGUAUGUCCGUUGCUGGAGUCUCUUAUUCAAGGAAGAAAUCAGUUAGAUCGGCGUACUAAUAAUUUUUUACCUCUUUUCCCUUCAUCUUCCGAACUGAAGGAAAUGCGCAAGACAACCGAUUUUGUUGUUCCAAAGCCAUCAGUUUCUUUAUUGCAUCCAUCUACGUCAGGCUCUCAGAAUACAUCACAAAUCGCGUCUGCAGAUGCAGUGUUUGGAGCAAACUCCGCAUUUAGUUGGACACCUUCUUUACUAAGCCAACGAAAGAUUACAGGGCAUAGUUCUAAAGGUAUUCCAAGAGAUGGUAAACCAGAAAAAGAAUCGUCAGCGGAAAAGAAGAAAAAUAAUCGUGAAAAAUCGCCUGAACGACCCAAUUCCAAUUGAUUAUCUGAUUUGGCAUCUGUGCGUCCAUUCCUAGUACAUUUAAAUAUUAAGUUGUAACAGGGAAUUGUAGUGAAAUAUUUAAAUUAUUUUUGUUUCGUAUAAUGUUAUCAUAUCGGAAGGUAUAAUAAUACACAUACUACUUUUUGAACAUUUA
This is a messenger RNA of Photinus pyralis (common eastern firefly), 3183 nucleotides long. RefSeq lists its product as uncharacterized. Lineage: Eukaryota; Metazoa; Arthropoda; Insecta; Coleoptera; Lampyridae. The transcript has 17 exons. Gene Ontology annotation, molecular function: ubiquitin protein ligase binding; tumor necrosis factor receptor binding; ubiquitin protein ligase activity. Gene Ontology annotation, biological process: negative regulation of centriole replication; protein autoubiquitination. Gene Ontology annotation, cellular component: peroxisome; aggresome. The record is from RefSeq and is a predicted model, not a curated record. The coding region runs from base 276 to 3029 and encodes 917 amino acids.